AUGGAAGAUGAAAUGAUUGGGCCGGAACUUGGCACCAUUUUGUCAAAGGAUUCGCCGACCUUGCUGGGCUCAAAGGCCAAAGUUAAAUCUCAUGCAAUGGGACAUGUCACGCCUAUUUCGCAUCGUCCCAUCGCGUACAGCAGGUUACAUGCUCUAGUGGCUGCGCAACAAGGCAAACAAAGUCACGGCCAUUCUAUUACCUCCUAG
Molecule: messenger RNA, 207 nt
Organism: Opisthorchis viverrini
Lineage: Eukaryota; Metazoa; Platyhelminthes; Trematoda; Opisthorchiida; Opisthorchiidae
Exons: 1
Coding region: 1-207 (68 amino acids)
Source: RefSeq, a predicted model, not a curated record